CCGGUACAGUUAUAUCGUUCCGUGCUCAAAGGGUUCUCCUCGUGAUGGGAGCUCGAAAUCGCGGUGGUAUCGGUAACUUUCCUCGGUAGCCCGAUUCCCCGAGCCGUACCGAUGUCGCGGGGUUUGUCAGGGUGACGCGUGCGGUUUUUAAACAGCUGCUCGAUUCGUUAUCGGCGAGGGAAUAUCUCCACUAGGCGGACAAGCGAGCAUACAACCGAGAGCAACAUUGGCUGGACAAGAAUUUGGAAAACGGAGGAAUACAAAGGGGAGAGGGAUAACGAGAGAUAGACAGAUUGAGAGAGAGAGAGUGCGUGCCUGUGUGUACGCGUGCAUGUGUGUGUGUGUACGUGCGUGUGUACGUGAGGGAGAGAGAGAGAGAGAAAGUAAUAAAGUGGGUGCGAGAGAGUGUGAAAUCGGAGACGAGGGGGGUUGGCUAGCAUAGCAAGUGUGGGUGCAGAAAGGACAACACUUGACAGACAGGGAGUAACCUCGAACGUCCGGUGUCGACGAAGAAACACUGGUGAGACCUUGAACGGAUGGAAGACGCGGGUAGACGCGAGCAACGAGCUGCUGACUUGUAGGUGGAAUCACGAGGACGCGUGUAAGAUCCAGAUCGUUUUGGAUACAUAUACAUAUAAUCGAAGCGUCGUUCGUAGCCGAUUUUUGGUAGCUUCGUAUACGAGAGAUUCCUUGAACGGGUACACACACACCAGCUAUCUUCGGUUUCGAACGCGCGCAAUUCGGCCGCCAUCGGCCAUCGACUAAGAGAAUAGACAUCUUGAAUGGUGGUAUAGAGUUAGAAAAUAGUCGGAAUAGGCGAAAGGAAACGAACGGAAAGAGAAAAAGAUGUCAGGGAAUUAUUCGGUUCGUUGCGAGCCCGGUCUGGUGGUGCCGAUGUGGCAUCCCGAGGAAAACCUGUAUCUCUCGGACCUGAUCAUUCGCGGAUCGAUCUACUUCCUGCUGCUGUUGUACUUGUUCAUCGGCGUGUCGAUUAUCAGUGAUCGUUUCAUGGCGGCGAUAGAGGUGAUCACGUCUAAAGAGAAAGAGCUGAUUGUACGCCGUCAGGGCAAAGAGCCGCAGAUCGUCGUGGUAAGAGUGUGGAACGAGACGGUGGCAAAUUUGACCUUGAUGGCGCUGGGCAGCAGCGCGCCCGAGAUCCUGCUGUCGAUCAUCGAGAUCUGGGCGAAGAACUUCCAAGCCGGGGAAUUGGGUCCGGGGACGAUCGUCGGCUCGGCCGCGUACAAUCUGUUCGUGAUAAUCGCCCUGUGCGUGUUCGUGAUACCGAACGGGGAAACCAGGAAGAUCAAGCACCUGAGGGUCUUCUUCGUCACCGCUACGUGGAGCAUCUUUGCGUACGUAUGGCUGUACGUGAUCCUGGCAGUGUCCAGCCCGGGUGUUCUCGAAGUAUGGGAGGGCGUGCUCACCUUCUCGUUCUUCCCGGCCACCGUGCUGACGGCCUACGUGGCCGAUCGACGUCUCCUGAUCUACAAGUAUCUGCACAAAGGGUACAGAAUGAACAAGAGAGGCGUGAUCGUGCAAGCCGAGGCCGGCGACUCGGACACGGCCGGGGUGGAGCUCGAGAUCAAGCCGCAACAGGACAGUUUAAACAGCAUGAUGGACGCGGACACGCCCGAGGCGAAGGAGUUUGAGCAAACUAGGAGGGACUACAUCAAUACCCUGCGCGAACUACGAAAGAAACAUCCGACUCUGCCGCUCGAGCAACUCGAAGUGAUGGCUCACGAGGAGGUGCUCGGCAAGGGCCCGAAAAGCAGAGCUUUCUACAGGGUACAGGCCACCAGGAAGAUGGUAGGCGCGGGUAAUCUCAGCAAAAAGAUCAGCGAAAGGGCGCAGAGCGAUCUCAGCGAGGUGAAGGCCGAACUCCAAAGGCAAGAAGCCGAGAGCAUCGACAUCGAGAACGUAAAUGCCAUGAGGAUCUACUUCGAACCUGGACAUUACACCGUCAUGGAGAACGUCGGCACAUUCGAAGUGGGAGUGACCAGGGCCGGCGGUGACCUCGCCAAGCCUUGCUCGGUCGACUAUUGCACCGAGGAUGGCUCCGCCGAAGCUGGUUCCGAUUACAUCAGCGCAAAGGGCACUUUGACCUUCGAUCCGGGCGAAACUAAGAAGACCAUCAAACUCUCCGUUAUCGACGACGAGGUGUUCGAGGAGGACGAGCAUUUUUAUGUCAGGCUAACCAACGUCUCGCAACCGGCCAUGCUGGUGUCGCCCAGUUUGGCCACGGUGAUGAUCCUCGACGACGAUCACAGCGGCGUGUUCGGAUUUCCGGAGAGGGACGUUGAUCUAGUGGAAAGCGUGGGACAGUAUCCUCUGCGAGUAGUCAGAUACAGCGGCGCCAGGGGACGCGUGGUAAUUCCUUAUCGCACCAUCGAGGGGACGGCGAAGCCUGGCAAGCAGUAUCAACACACCGAUGGCUCCCUCACCUUCGAAGACAAUCAGACAGAAAAGGUGAUUACUCUGUCAAUAAUCGAAGAAGACUCGUACGAGAAGGACGCCUUGUUUUACGUCGAGUUGGGCGAACCGAGAAUGUAUCCGAACGAUACAAAGUGCGAUUUUCUGUUUUCAGCCGAGGCAGGGAUCGCAAUCGCGGCGGAAAUGAAACAACCGGAAGAGAGAACGGCCGAAGAGAAGAUGGCACUGCUGGGUAAACCAAAAUUGGGCGAGGUGGCCAAAGCUCAGAUAAGGAUCAAAGAGUCGAAAGAGUUCAAGAAUACGGUGGACAAGCUGGUCCAAAGAGCCAACGCAUCCAUACUGCUCGGCACCAGCUCGUGGAAAGAGCAGUUCACGGAGGCGUUGACUGUGAGUGGCGGCGACGAGGACGAAGGGGAAGGAGCCGGUGAAGCAGCCGCACCAUCCACCAUGGACUAUCUCAUGCACUCCGUCACGAUAUUCUGGAAGGUGCUGUUCGCCUUCGUUCCACCGACGGAUAUCGCUGGCGGCUACCUAUGCUUCGUCGUCAGUAUAAUCGGGAUCGGCGUGGUGACAGCGGUAAUCGGGGACGUUGCAUCUUACUUUGGAUGCACUUUGGGAAUCAAGGAUUCCGUAACCGCGGUGGCUUUCGUCGCUCUUGGCACCAGUAUACCCGACACAUUCGCGAGUAAGGUGGCUGCCUGCCAGGACAAGUACGCCGACGCGAGUGUCGGAAACGUGACCGGAAGUAACGCGGUGAAUGUCUUCCUGGGAAUUGGCAUUGCAUGGAGCAUCGCGGCCUUUUACCAUGCUUGCCACGGCAAUCGGUUCGAAGUGGAACCCGGCAACUUAGCUUUCUCCGUGACGUUGUUUUGCACGGAAGCCUGCUUGGUGAUCUUGGUUCUACUGCUGAGGCGGUCGAAGACCAUUGGCGGCGAACUUGGAGGACCUUUUGUACCAAAGGUGAUAACAUCCUUGACCCUUUUUUCCCUGUGGGUGUUCUACCUCGUUAUGUCGACCCUCGAGGCCUACGGCGUUAUCGAGGGCUUCUAAGGAGCCCGAGCGACGCCAAACGUCGGCCUACCUGCUGCUGCGGCGCGGCGUGGCGUGACGUGGCGUGGCGUGGUGUGGCGUGGCGUGGCGUGGCACGGCGUAUCUUAUCACUCGCAUCCGCCAAGACGUGUGCUCGACGAACCAGUCUCUCGGCAAGUAUACAACCUUAUCCUCGAUGCUUACGAUGAUGCUUCUAUUAUCCACAAGUUCUUUCGAAUCCAUUCU
This is a messenger RNA of Colletes gigas, 3705 nucleotides long. RefSeq names its product sodium/calcium exchanger 1 (gene Calx). The transcript has 9 exons. Gene Ontology annotation, biological process: sodium ion transmembrane transport; cell communication; calcium ion import across plasma membrane. NCBI's taxonomy places the organism in Eukaryota, Metazoa, Arthropoda, Insecta, Hymenoptera, Colletidae. Gene Ontology annotation, molecular function: calcium:sodium antiporter activity. The record is from RefSeq and is a predicted model, not a curated record. Gene Ontology annotation, cellular component: sarcolemma; postsynapse; axon. Bases 847 to 3480 code for a protein of 877 amino acids.